Molecule: messenger RNA, 1388 nt
Organism: Larimichthys crocea (large yellow croaker)
Lineage: Eukaryota; Metazoa; Chordata; Actinopteri; Sciaenidae
Exons: 2
Coding region: 309-1388 (359 amino acids)
Source: RefSeq, a predicted model, not a curated record
CACUGACUCUGUGGUUCAUAAGGACAAUGACUCCCCAAGUUUGGACUCUCUGGUUAAUGAAACUCUAAAGCAAGAGCAGGGCGGCCAGGCAUGCAUUGACUCUGUGGUUCAUAAGGACAAUGACUCCCCAAGUCUGGACUCUCUGGUUAACGAAACUCUGAACCAAGAGCAGGACACCUCAACAUCCACUGACCCUGUGAUUAGGAGUAAUGACAGCAUCUCCCCAAGUCUGGACUCUCUGGUUAACGAAACUCUAAAGCAAGAGCAGGACGGCCAGGCAUGCAUUGACUCUGUGGUUCAUAAGGACAAUGAACUCCACAAGUUUGGACUGCCUGGUUAAUGAAACUCUGAACCAAGAGCAGGACGACCAGGCAUGCAUUGACUCCUUGGUUCAUAAGGACAUUGAACCCACAAGUUUGGGCUGCCUGGUUAAUGAAACUCUGAACCAAGAGCAGGACACCCCAACGUGCAUUGCCCCUGCGAUUAGGAGCAAUGACAGCAUCUCCCCAGGUUUGGACUCUCUGGUUAAUGAAACUCUAAAGCAAGAGCAGGACGGCCAGGCAUGCAUUGACUCUGUGGUUCAUAAGGACAAUGACUCCCCAAGUCUGGACUCUCUGGUUAACGAAACUCUGAACCAAGAGCAGGACACCUCAACAUCCACUGACCCUGUGAUUAGGAGUAAUGACAUCAUCUCCCCAAGUCUGGACUCUCUGGUUAAUGAAACUCUAAAGCAAGAGCAGGACGGCCAGGCAUGCAUUGACUCUGUGGUUCAUAAGGACAAUGACUCCCCAAGUUUGGACUGCCUGGUUAAUGAAACUCUGAACCAAGAGCAGGACGGCCAGGCAUGCAUUGACUCCUUGGUUCAUAAGGACAUUGAACCCACAAGUUUGGGCUGCCUGGUUAAUGAAACUCUGAACCAAGAGCAGGACACCCCAACGUGCAUUGCCCCUGCGAUUAGGAGCAAUGACAGCAUCUCCCCAGGUUUGGACUCUCUGGUUAAUGAAACUCUAAAGCAAGAGCAGGACGGCCAGGCAUGCAUUGACUCUGUGGUUCAUAAGGACAAUGACUCCCCAAGUCUGGACUCUCUGGUUAACGAAACUCUGAACCAAGAGCAGGACACCUCAACAUCCACUGACCCUGUGAUUAGGAGUAAUGACAUCAUCUCCCCAAGUCUGGACUCUCUGGUUAAUGAAACUCUAAAGCAAGAGCAGGACGGCCAGGCAUGCAUUGACUCUGUGGUUCAUAAGGACAAUAACCCCACAAGUUUGGACUGCCUGGUUAAUGAAACUCUGAACCAGAGCAGGACACCCCAACGUGCAUUGUCCUCUGCGAUUAGGAGCAAUGACAGCAUCUCCCCAAGUUUGGACUCUCUGGGUAACGAAACCUAA